Messenger RNA from Tetrahymena thermophila SB210, 4017 nucleotides. Its product is annotated as response regulator receiver domain protein. The record is from RefSeq and is a predicted model, not a curated record. The transcript is spliced from 2 exons. NCBI's taxonomy places the organism in Eukaryota, Ciliophora, Oligohymenophorea, Hymenostomatida, Tetrahymenidae. Gene Ontology annotation, biological process: phosphorelay signal transduction system.
GAAAGUACUCCUUAAAUAUAAAUAAGUUAAAAGAAUAUAAACAAUUUCUUAGAAAAAUUAAAUUAGUAGGCUCUUAAAGAAUAACCUAUUAAUUUAAAAGAUUUGAUAUAAAGCUUGAUUGAGGUAUUCCAAAAGAAUAAUCUUAGAAAUAGUGUUUAAGAUCAACAAAUUGAGGUUUUUUAAGUAUUAUUUAAUUAGAGUCAAAAUUAAACUGCAAAAGAAAGUGAUUAGCAAAAUAUAAAUAAUACAUAUAUGUCUGUUUAAUUCAAAAUAAAUAUAUAUUUUAGAUCUGAGAUAAAUUAAUAUGAGUGUAUGUUAAAUUUUAUAAAUACAAGAGAUCACGAUAUAUCUAUUAAAAAAGAAAUAUCUGAGAAUAUAUCAUACAGAAUAUUUUAAACUUUGUCUCAUGAAUUUGGAACUUAUAUGAAUAUCAUUAGUAAUAUUACUGAAAAUGCUUUAGAAGAUGAUAGAAUUUCUAUUGACCUUAAAAAAGAUUAUUUCAGAAUUAUUAACACUAAUUCAAUUCUUUUAGAAAAUGUAGUUAAAGAUAUGAGAGACUUUUUUUCAAUAAUGAAUUAAAAACUAGAGGUUUAAAUUAAAAACAUCAACCUUAAAGAAAGUGUAUUCUAAACUUUGGAGUUAUUCAAAAAAUAGUUAUAGCUAAAGAAGUUAAAGACCUAAAUAAAAAUUUAAAAAGGAAUAGAAUCUGAAAUAAUGUCAGAUGAGUCUUUUAUAAAAUAAAUACUAUCAAAUUUUAUAUCAAACAGUCUUAAAUUUACUUUACAAGGAUACAUUAACAUUUAUCUUUUUAAGGAAUCUGAGAAGUACAUCAGACUUGAAGUUGAAGACAGUGGUAUAGGUAUGUCAAGCGAAGAAUGUGAGAGAUUAAAAGGUAUGCUUAAAAAUGGAUUUUCUGAUUAAAAAAUUUCAAAGAACUCUGUAGGACUUGGAUUUGGGUUAUUAGUCUCAAACAAUUUGGCUAGAUUAAUUGGAAAUUCCAUAAAAAAGUAGGCUAUUUAUUUUGAUUCUAGUCCUUAAGGAGGAUCUAGGUUUUGGAUUUUAAUAAGAACAACUACAAAUCCAAAUUAAAAACAAAAAAGUUAGAAAGCAGUUUUUUAAAAAAUAAGUAUUUUUUCUGAAAAAUAAAUGCUCGAACCAAAUCAUAAAAGAAAAUCAAAUAUUGCAUCAAUAGAAAACAAAUUGCCUUUGCAAAAAGAAAAUUAACUCUUUUAAUAAGAUUAAAAUAUUGAAGAAAGCUUAUCAAAUGAUUUUCUUGAUGAUUCUUUUAAAUAAGAGUUGCCAAGGAAUAUUUUAAAUUAAAAUUCAAUUGGAGAGAAUAAUUUGUAAAAAAAGAAUAAGCCUAAUUUAACUGUUUAAACUAAUCACUCAUUAAAAGAUGUUAAAUAAAUUGGGUUUACACAAAAAACAAAUAUCUUUCACCCUUAAUAGAAUUUAUAGGAUCAAUCUGAGAUGGAUUCAGUUAAUCAGAAUUCUAAAAUUAUUAUGAACCAGGAUACAUUUUUACAGAAAGAAACAAAACAUUUAGAAAUUAUUUAGAAUCUUUCCAGUAAAUCAAACUCACCAUUAAAAUCCUCUUUCAGUAUAAAAUAACAAAGAAGAAAAGGAUCUGCUAUGCCAAUUUUAAGUUUAGAAAGCUCUUAAAUGGUAAAUUCAAAAAUUAUAUAAUUAAGGAGUAGGGUAAGACAUACAAUUGUCAACAAAUUAACUAAAACUACUGAAUAAAUUGAAGCUCCCCUUAGCAUGGCUAAUGAGGCUAUUAAUAAUACAUUCAAUAAAAUAUUUUCUUAAUAAUUUAAAAAUCUUAAUUUAACAUAAGAAGGAUCAAAUGCUUAAUCUAACAAUCAAAGAAGUCCAUAUAUUCCUUAAACUCCUUAAUCAGUAUUACAGUGGCAUUAGUAACUUUAAUUUUUAAAUUCAAGUUUGAGUUAAGGAAAUCAUUUAAACAUGACUAAUAAUUAAUCUCCUUAAAAAGUAAAAGAUAAUUUAUUAGCUAAAAGCUAAAGUUAAAACACUACUUUACUAGGAAAUCUAAAUUUCCAUACUUAAAAUAUCAUAAAAACAAGUAAUGAAUUUGAUCAAAAAUAAUUCCAAAUAAAUAGUUUAAACGAAUAAGAUUUAAAGAUUAGCCAAGAAAAAGUAUUCAAUUAUAAUCCUUUGACAAAAACUAUUUAAAAUAUCAAUACUAGAAAUAUUAUAAACUCUAAGAUUGAAGAAGAAUAAAUUGAAGAUGACACUAAAUAAUAGAAUUCUUUGCAGUAUUCCUCGGAAAAUUAUUCUUCUUCAUUAAAUGACAAUAAUAGUAGCAGUGCUGCAUCAAAGAGCUCACAUAACAUUUAUUAGAAAAUAAAAACUAAAAAAAUCAAUGGGUUCAAAUAACUGUUUGAAGAAAAACUGAAAAAAAAUUAGUCUAUUUUAAGCCAAUAAAAAUAAAAGGGAGAAAAUAAAAAAUUUGAUAAUUAAGAAUAAUAAGAACAUUAAAAAUAGUCGCAGGCUUUGUCUUAAGCUGAUAAAAAUAAUUUGAGUAUUAGCUAAUUAGAAGAUUCAAUACAAUCUUUAAGUAAUAGCAGUACAUCAUUUUAAUAAAUGAAUUAGAGAGACUAGCUAGAAUAUUAAGAAUAUUAGUUUAAUGAAAAUUUAAGUUUGGAUGAUCUAGAUGCUAUUAAUAAUUUAGAUUAUAGACAAAAUAAUUAAAAACAAGAUUUUUAUGGACAACAUGUUGAUAACAAGAAUAUUUCAUAUUUAAACCAUAAAAAAAAUAGUUUAAGUCAAAAUACAGCUGCUAUAAAUACCAAUAAUAAUUCGUAUAGAUUAGAAAAUUUUCUUGAAGAUUUCCAAUUUACUUAAACUAAAACCCUUAAUGAUAUAAACUCCCCAUAAAUUAAAAAGAAAAAGCAUAGCAUCUAAGAAACUGAUCAUGUAUAUCAAGUAUUUGAAGAAGAUCUUGAAAUAGAUGAGCUUGAAAGUAACAACAAUAAUUGUAUCCCUAUAUAAAAAAGUAUUUAAAAAAUGAUCGAUUUAAAUUAAGCCUCUAAAAAAACUCCAAGUUUUCUAUAAAAAUGUGAUUAAGAAAAAUCAAAUAUUAUCUUAGUUACUAAGCAAAACAUAUCUAAUUCUCAUACUAUGGCCAAAUACCCUUAGAAAAUCAAUAAAAGUAGCUCACAAGAACAUAAUGCAGUUAGUUUUGGCAUAGAAGAUAAAUUUUAGUUUAAUAUUGAUUCAUAGCAAUUUUUGAAUAAUUCUUUGGAGAGUAAAUAGAAUUUAAAAAAUUCAUAAAUUUAAAAGUAAGUUUAAAAAUAAAAAAAUUUAAAACAGCAAUUAAGAUUUUAAUAUCCAAAAGAAAAUUUAAUUAAUCAACAAAAUGCACAACAUUAGAUAGAUCAAAAUUAGUAUUAGAGUAUAUACUCCAGUUAAAUCAAUUAAGAAAAUAUAUUUAAGAAAUAGUUUACAUCAAAUAAUAUACCUACAUGUACUAUGAGCAAUUUAAAUGUUGACGAGCAUGAAAUAAACUCACCUGUAAAGAUAAAAGCAUACUAAAGAAAAAGUCAAGAUACUACAUAACCUGUAUAGCAGUAAAAAAAAAUUCUUUUGGUCGAUGAUGAAAUUUUUAACAUUUUUUCUCUGAAGCUUAUUUUUUAAAAGUUUGGGUUAUCUGAUAAUAUACUAGAAGCUUAUAACGGUCAGUAAGCAAUACAAGUUCUAUUAAAUUAGUAAAAUAAAAAAUAAAUACCAAUAAAUUAGGAAGGUUAUUAAAUUGGAAUGAUAAUUAUGGAUGUGAAUAUGCCUAUUAUGAAUGGAAUUGAAUGUACAAAAUAUAUUAGGGAAUUAGAAAAUAAUAAUUUAAUCGAUUAUUCACCAAAUAUUAUAGGAUACACCGCCUAUUCAGACUCCUAAACUCGUAACAUGUGCUUUGAUGCAGGUAUGGAUGAUUUACUCUUAAAACCAUCGAGAAGAGAUGAUUUUAUAGCAAUAAUAGAAAAAUAUUUUUUGAGCAGUUGA